AUGGCGAGCGUCAAAGGCGUGGCCUUUGGGAUCAGGUCGCCUUCCGUCCUGGGAUCUGUCCAGAGGUCCCCACUCGCGUAUGAUGUGGCAAAAGAUUUAUACAGUGCUCUAAAUCAGUUUUUCCAGUUGUUUCCUGAAUACCGACAGAAUGACUUUUACAUUGCCGGGGAGUCGUAUGCAGGGAAGUAUGUGCCGGCCAUCGCGUACUACAUCCACACUCUCAACCCCGUGAGGGUGUCCAAGUUCAACCUGAAGGGAAUCGCUCUUGGAGAUGCAUAUUGUGAUCCUGAAUCAAUUAUAGGUGGCUAUGCAGCAUUCCUGUACCAAAUCGGCAUACUGGAUGAGAAGCAGAGAAAGCACUUCCAGAAGGAGUGUGAUGAGUGCAUAAUACACAUCAAGAAGGGGAACUGGCUGCAGGCCUUUGAAAUACUGGAUAAGCUACUCGAUGGCGACUUAACCAACGAGGCUUCCUACUUCCAGAACGUUACAGGAUGUGUUAAUUACUACAACUUUUUACAGUGCACGGAACCUGAGGAACUAAAUUACUAUGCAAAGUUUUUGUCGCUCCGGAAGUGAAACAAGCCAUCCACGUGGGAAACCACACUUUCAACGACGGAGAGGAAGUGGAGAAGUACUUGCGCGAGGACACAGUCAAGUCCGUGAAGCCGUGGCUAAGUGAGAUCAUGGAUAAUUACAAGGUAAGAGAGCUCCUUCAGUGAGGAUCUAUUUCAGGAGCUUCGCAGAUGACCCCCUGCA
Oryctolagus cuniculus (rabbit) is the source of this 756-nucleotide messenger RNA. NCBI's taxonomy places the organism in Eukaryota, Metazoa, Chordata, Mammalia, Lagomorpha, Leporidae. The record is from RefSeq and is a predicted model, not a curated record.